Molecule: messenger RNA, 4127 nt
Organism: Cherax quadricarinatus
Lineage: Eukaryota; Metazoa; Arthropoda; Malacostraca; Decapoda; Parastacidae
Source: RefSeq, a predicted model, not a curated record
CUGUCAGUGGAUCCACUAAGUGAACGGUCUACACGUGCUGGUGAUCGUGUUGGCCGCGGUGCUGGUGACGGCGGUCGUGUCCUGUGUGUUGGGCCACUCUAAGAUGGGCGCGAGACUCUGGUCUCAUCGACGCUCCGCCCGCGCCGCCCACACCUCGCCCGCCGCCCACCACCACGCCCACACCAUCAUCGCACCUACUACCUUCACGCAUUCGGACAAGGUACUCGUCACCACCACAAACCCGAGUGGAGAAGCACUCCCCCGUCACCACAACCAACGCCGUCACCACCUCCAUCACACCAACGCAAGAUUCGCCAAGUGCCCACGUUCCCCGGAAGUAGGUGCGCCCCGGCCUAUGGAGGACUGGAAGGAUGGCCUCCCCGUGCCCUCAAAGUCCGCUAGUAGUAAGAAAAAGAAAUCAAAGUACCGAAAGGACUCUUGGAGCAGCGUUGAAGAAGCUGAAGAGCUGGACCCUAGACAGGCCUUACAUCCUACCACUAUGCCGGUGUUGUAUGCGUGCAAAGAGAUGAGCAGCAGUAUGGGUGAGGCCAUGGCCGCCGCCAGGGACCGUGCCACCCGAUACUCGAGUGUGCAACAGGACACCACCCUGGGCCUCCCCUACCAGGUCCCGCGGCCCGACGGCGAGGAGAGACACCAUACCAGAAAACAUCUCACCGGCUCAGAACAGGAGGCAGAAAUAAUGAGGGAGUACAUAAAGCCACCAGCCAACAAGACCUUAUUUGAUGUAGAUACAGAUGGUCCCCAUCGAUCAUGCUCUGUUGGAGUAUUUCCUACCCAACCAGAGUGUGGGGCUUCACAUCCUGGAGUAACGUACCAUCAUCGUCACUCUGCUCCCCUUGAGACCCGAUCCUCACAUCAUCCAGCAGUGUCUGCAUCAUCGUCUUCAUCGUCACUACCAGGGUGGGGAUGUGGGGAUGAUGGUCGGGGAUCUCCAAGAAGAGGGCGAAAAGCAGGAGGUUCAAGUCAAAAAACACCGUUAAUGUUGACUCCCUUUUCCUCCUCGUCCAAAUAUGAACGGGCACCUCACUCCUCCCAACAAGAGGGAGGUCGAAGGGGAAGCCAGCACCAAGGAAGGUUGGGUACUAGCUCUCCAUCGCCUUCACGUGACCCAAGUAUCUCCUUACCCUACUGCCCAUCAACUAACACCCUGGCAGAUAUUACCAUGGUAUCAGUGCCGUGUGGACCCUCUACUCACAGUUCCAGCUCUGGUCACCUAGGAGGACCAGGUGGCUUCCAAGGAGCUCACAUGGGUAGUUUAGGACUACCAGGGGACCUUCCAAUUAUGUAUGGACAGUCCUCGGAUUCACCCUGCAGUCCAACUGCAGAUCAUGACCUUCCGCCCUUAUAUAGUGACGUGAUGGAAAGUUCCAGCUUGUAUACAAGUGCUAGUAGACCCUCGGAACAAAGGACAAAAAGUGGGGAAAUAUGACCACAAAGUCAUUUACUUAGUCUUUCAAACAUACUUUACAAUAUCACUUAAGAUGUACUUGUUGUAAUGAAAGUUGUUAUAUCCCUUGGGAUGUGAUAGUGUGACAAGUGAUACAGCGCUGAAGCCAGCAGGUGUCUUGGUGCUCAGUGGUGGUGAGCUGGCAUUCAGGCUCACUCGUGUGCAUAACCAACUGCCAGCAUGCAUGUACACUAGGGUGUGCUAGGGCAGGCAGAUGCACUCCUGCCUUGUGCAUAAUUGUGUGUAUGUAGGGAGGGCAUGGAGAUGUGCUAAUGGGCUCACCCAUGGUAAGACCAAUGCACACACAAGGGCAGUUGGGACCAGCUGCUGUAGUGAUGAAUGAAGGAAUCACCAGUGCCUGGGGUCCCAAGGACCAGUGCUAUGGUGUUUGGCAGCAGUGUAGCUCUGCCACACACACUGCUGUGCACAGCUUACAGUCACCAGUUAUGGCUAACAGUGUAUUGUAAGAGUGCUGCAGCAUUUCCAGGGCCAAGUCCCAUAUGUGAUAGGCCUUCUCUUUCUCACUGAACAGGUGAUGGAGUGUGGUGUGUGGCAGUAACUGUGGGUGUGUGGCUGGGCAACCUGUAUAUGGUGUGACAGAAAGACCAGACUCAGGGAACACUGCAAAAACCUAGCUUGUUAUUCCUAGUUUUAAUUGCAAGAAUAAAAUUGCUUUUAUUGUAUUGAUGUGAAAUAUUGUUACAAUCUAAGGUAAAGUUCCCUGAGACUGGGUGGGGUCAGUCAGACCUUGGAGGUGUGGGAGGAUGGUGACAGUGGCAGGUGGAAUUUUAGAACUUAUUCUUACCUUAUGCUGUUCUGGGUAACCACAGAGGUGGGUAGUCAAGCAAAGUGAUGCACCUUGCCUCUAAUUGCAGCCACUUUAUAUUUCCAUUUAAUAACAUAUUGCACACCCCAAGGCUUGGUUAACUCCUGUGAUUGAGUAGUGGGCAACCCUCACUGUUAUUCCACUGCCAGGUAUAUAUAUAUAUAUAUAUAUAUAUAUAUAUACUGUAUAUAGGUUUCGUAAGAUUUGCCUGUAAUUCAUUGUUCUGCCUGUCGGCAGGUGAUAUUCCUUCCACCCCAGCUGCUAAGCAGUCAUUGCAUGAGUGUAACGGAUCUAAGUGUAUAACACGAUAAAUGACAGCAUGUGCAGUCUUUAACCUUAGAACACUGUGAUGGAUAAAGGUUGACUCUUGCAAGAAUAAUUGAUACAGUGAGCCCAGCCACAUCACUCAUGGGUAACCCUUCCAUACUUCUGACUCUUCUCACAGAUUUGAAUAUUAAGCUGUCCACAGUGCAGUGCCACUGGUUUGGUACAAAGCUACAUAUGUCAAAUGCAGAGGCUCUUGUGCCAAGUAUAUCAGCAAUUGUAUUUGAUUUGGUGGCACUUAUUCAUGGAACAGUGACACUCAUACAUGGUAUAGUAACUCUUGUGCAUGGUAUGGUGGCAGUUGUAUAUAGUACACUGGUAGUGUUGCUUUGUAAAGUGGCACUUGCAUAUGAAACAAUGGCACUUAUGCAUGACACUUUACAAGUACUGUGCCAUUUGUACAAAGCUUAGUGCCAUUUGUGACCGUUGAGAUAAUACUGUUCCAUUUUCAAGUAUAAUACUUUUGUACAGAGUUGAAGAUUUCUUAUACUAGGCAUGGUGCCAUUUGUGCCAAGUAUAAUGAUAUAUUUAGUAGAAGAGUAAUACUUAUGCUAGGUUGUGCCACCUAUAAUACUGAUUGUAGCAAGGAUGUGGCCUUUUGUCAGGUGCAUUAUUAUCUAAUGCCAAGUAUGGUGUCAUCUGUGUCCAGCAUAGUACCUAUUGUGUCAAGUUCAGUUCUAUGUACCAAGCAGUGUCACUUGUGCUCAGUACAGUCAGUGGUGUCCAGUACAGCGACACUUGUGCGCAAUACAGUGACACGUGCUCAGUGUAGUGCUAAUUGUUCAUAGUACAGUGUACUUGUGCUCAGUACAAUGCUAAUUGUUCACAGUACAGUGAUAUGCUCAGCACAUCUACUUGUGCUCAAUGCAGUGCUAAUUGUUUACGGUACAAUUACACUUGUCCUCAGGGCCUAGCACAGUGCAACAGAUAGCACAGUAUCACUUGUGUUAAGUGCAAUGCCUAAUGUACUUCAAACACUAUUUUUUGUGCCCAGCAAAGUGCCACUUGUGCCCAGCAUGGUGCCAUUUGCACCUGACAGAGCCACUUGUACCUGACAGUGCCACUUAAGCUGGUACAAUGCAACCUAACAAACACGUUCCUUGGGUCAGGCGGUGUGGCCCCAAAACAAUACACUGUCAAUCUUCUUUCAGUCUCCCAUUCAUUGGUUAUGUCACCAAACAUUUCCUAGGAUUUUGAAAACUCGUACAUGUUAAUAUUGAAUAAUAAACUUGCAUAUUUUAUUUUACAUGCAUAUUUUCUUUAUUACAUAGUAUGACUGUAGAAUACAAAUUAUGCUGCGAUGAUGUGUUGCAUGUGAAAAUUAAAUGAAUUGCCAUACGGUAUGAUGAAAUUUUCUGUACCAAGAGCUAAUUAGUAGGAAAGAAAUUCUAUCCAAAAAUAGGUAGCCAUUUUUUAAGGCCAUGGUCAUUUGCCAAUUUUUAAUUUUGAUUCUGGAAAUACUUUUAAAGAAAACAUUUUUAUGUAAAUAAAGGGAUUGCUACAGUGGCA